This is a messenger RNA of Python bivittatus (Burmese python), 546 nucleotides long. The record is from RefSeq and is a predicted model, not a curated record. NCBI's taxonomy places the organism in Eukaryota, Metazoa, Chordata, Lepidosauria, Squamata, Pythonidae.
GAAUCGUUAUUAAAUACCGAGAAACUCCCAUAGUCAAAGCCAACAACCGGGACCUCACCUACAUUCUCCUGGUCUCCCUCCUGCUUUCCUUCUUGACUUCCCUGCUGUUCAUCGGUCGCCCCAAGAAAGUGACCUGCCUCCUCCAAGUCACCUUCAGUGUUGUUUUCUCAGUUGCUGUAUCCUGCUUGCUGGCCAAGACUGUCAUGGUGGUGGUAGCCUUUCUGGCCACAAAGCCAGGCAGCAGGAUGAGGAAAUGGCUGGGAAAGAGUCUGGCCAACUCCAUUGUCUUGUCCUGCUCUGGGAUUCAGGUGGGCAUCUGCAUCAUAUGGCUGGGAAUCUCUCCCCCAUUUCCAGAUGCCAACCUAUAUUCCCACCCAGGACAGAUCCUGCUGCAAUGCAGUGAAGGCUCGGUCACCAUGUUCUACACUGUCCUCAGCUACAUGGGGUUUCUGGCCUCCACUUGUUUCUUGGUGGCUUUCCUGGCCCGCAAACUGCCAGGGACGUUUAAUGAAGCCAAGUUGAUCACCUUCAGCAUGUUGGUUUUCU